GCCGCCGAUGCCAAUACACCGUCACCCCAGCUGAACCUCUACACCUACUUCGAUUAUUUUUACUUUAACGAUUACGACUACACCAGCAAUACACUUUUCGUCAUGGACAUGAAUUUUGGUACAUUGUUGGACUUGGACCGCGAUCAACACGACGACUUGGAGCCCGCCGCCGCCGCCGCCCCAUCGUCGAUCACGGUGAUCGUUUCGUCGAGCAACAACAGCGACAGCGGCAGCAGCAGCCGCAGUACGCCGUCAAGCUUUCCGCCGGUCACUGACUACGGCCAUCAGCACCGUCGCCAGCAGCAGCAGCAGCAGCAGCACCACCACCAUCACCACCACGUCCAGCUCGGCGCCGUCGACGUCCACCGCCACCAACGCGACCGCGACGACCGCCUCGACGGCGUGGACAACAUGCACGCGACCCAAUUGCCAUCGUCGGCCGUAAACGGAUACGACACCAUGAUGAUCGCGGGAUACAAUUACUGCGGCAACGCGGCCGCGUACGAUCCGUACAACGGCUACACGCAAACGUUCGCACCGCUGCCGCCGUACGACGACAUUCGUAACUCCGCUCCGCUGUUGCCACUCUUGCACCCACAGCAACAUAUGCAACAGCAACACGGACCCGUGUUGCUCGGUAGCGACGAGAUGCAGACCGCCGCGGUCAGCGUGCAACGUAAGCGGGAAAAACAAAAGCGCCAGCGGACAGCUUACUCGAGCGAACAACUGAUGCAUUUGGAGGAGUCGUUCACGGCCAAUCAAUACUUGAACAGAGCCAGGCGUAUCGAUCUGGCUCGGACGCUUCGGCUUACGGAGAGGCAGAUCAAGAUUUGGUUUCAAAACAGGCGCAUGAAAGAGAAGAAGUCUAAAAGGGAUUCCGGCCAAGUGGAAUCGACCAGCGGCGGAGUGACGGCCAUGACGCCGGUGUCCUUGGCUGCGAUCAGCGGUCCGCCGCCGCCGCCGCCAGCGGUGCCGGUAACCGUGGCCGGUUGCGGUUACGGCGCCGGUCAUUACGCAUUGGACAACGGCUGCUCGCCGCCGACGGUCAACAUGCCGAUGAAGUACAGCCCGUCGAGCACGUACUCGACGCCGUCGCCGCCGGGCGUCGUCGCCCAGCACCAUCACCAGCGCCAUCAGCUCGCCGAACAUCAGCGCCCUGGACCGUCGGGCACACUGCACCACUUUUCGUCGUACUCGGCCAACAUGUACAACGGAGUUGGAGGAAGCUCUUGCACGAUGCAGCCGCAUCCGCCCACGUACGAGGAAACCGUCAACGGGCAACAUCAGUCCGUUCCGCUUCCGCCGCAAGUGCACCUGCACUGGUAUCCGACUUCGGUCAUAGCGUCUCACGACUCGGCCGCCGACGGGUUGCAGUGACUCGUCGCGCUUUUGACGGCAACGACCGCGGACAGUGCGAGUGGCGUCCGGGGAGAGGGGAGGAGGGGGCGCCUCGCGCUUCCGAUGCGAUUUCCACCGGGGAUCGAAUCGGAAGCUCGUCGGACCUCACCAACUCGUUUUUUUAUUUUAUUUUGCUCUACACAUUUUAUUAUUUUGAUUUGAAUAUUUUUUUCUAUUUUUUUUUUUUUUCAUUUAUUAAUAUCUUGAUUCCCGAUGUUUUGGCCGUCUGGACGACGACACGCUCGUGGGUAUUUUAAACAUCAUGCUUGGAACUGAUUAUUUUAAUUUUUCAUCAUUACUAUUAAGUACCUACUAUAUUUGUUUUCCCAGUUACAAUUAUACUUUA
This is a messenger RNA of Melanaphis sacchari, 1744 nucleotides long. RefSeq names its product homeobox protein DLX-5-like. The coding region runs from base 103 to 1377 and encodes 424 amino acids. Gene Ontology annotation, cellular component: nucleus. The transcript is spliced from 4 exons. Gene Ontology annotation, biological process: regulation of transcription by RNA polymerase II. NCBI's taxonomy places the organism in Eukaryota, Metazoa, Arthropoda, Insecta, Hemiptera, Aphididae. Gene Ontology annotation, molecular function: RNA polymerase II cis-regulatory region sequence-specific DNA binding; DNA-binding transcription factor activity, RNA polymerase II-specific. The record is from RefSeq and is a predicted model, not a curated record.